GGAGUUGAGUUUUACUUUGCUCGUAUUCCAUUAAAAAAAAAUCAAUAAAUAUAAAUAUACCCUUCUAUUUAUAAGGUAAAGACAUUUUUACUCUAUCACAAAAUAUAAAAUAAAAUAAGAUUGAAAAAUAAAUUAUUCUAAACUUCAUCUUAAAAUAAAAGGAAUGAAAUUAAGAUACUCUAAAUUAAAAAUGGAUGAACAUUCAUAUAGUAGUGUGGUUUUGGCUCAAGUUUCUAAAUCUUAGGAUUCGGUUUAUGAAUUUUAUUCAGAUAUUGUAAUUUUAGAUUGGUUCGAUUUAUUAGCAUUUUACUGGUUCUUUUAUAAAACAACAUCAAUUAUCUAAAACUAUCCAUUAAUAUUCUAUUAAUUAUGACAUUAAAAUAUUUACUUUCCAACAUAUUGGAAGAAAUAUAAAUUACCCAAAAUUCGAGAAAUAUGUUAAUAAAUUCAGUUAGUUUUGAUUUCGGAAAUAUUGAUUUGAGUUUUCUUUUAAUCAGAUAUCACCCACUACCCAAUAUCAAAUUACGCUCUAUUUGAAUCAUUUCUCUAAAGCUAAAAUCGAUUGGGUCUGAUUUUUGUGGAUAGGAUUUACGACGCUGUCAUUUAUUAUCAUCAUGUUCCAAAACGAAUUUCAUAAAUGUGAGUGUACGGACCUGAUGAUGGGUAUCUGGGCUAUAAAGGCCGGCUAAAAGUCCAGGGAACAGAAAGCCACGAGUUUUAAACCAAACAAAAAAAGAAAAAAAGUUUGUGGCUGCUGGGAUUCGAGCCCAGGUCUCCACGGCCACAACGUGGAAUUCUUACCACUAAACUACAGCCACUUUGGUGACGAUUAGUUCGUUAAAACAAUUUUAUUUCUCGUAGUUAUCUCUGUAAGACCUAUUUAGUCAUUUUUAAAAUAACUCUUAACUCUUCGUCUCCAUUUGCUCAGUCACCGACCCAAUGUAACAUACGUUUCAGUAACUCUGCUUCAAGUACGCUCAUAACUAACAUCAUAUAAAGUUAACCCUUUCACAUUCCUCAUAUUAGCCACCAUUUAAGUACUCUUAAAUCACCAGUAACCUUCAAGUCUAUGCAAACCACACUAUAAAAACACAACUCUCAUAACCCAAUCAUCACCACAAACACAAAUCUCAAAAAAAGAACGAUGGUUUCUAACACAUGUUUUUUCCUCUUCGCCACCACGGCUCUCCUCCUCGCCCUCAACAUCUCCGGCAGGAUAAUCCCGGAGGCGACGGCUGAUCCCACAAACAUAGCGGCGAGGCUUAACGGAGGAGGACUAAUGGAGUGUUGGGAUGCUCUCUACGAGCUCAAAUCAUGCACCAACGAAAUCGUUCUCUUCUUCCUCAACGGGGAGACCAAACUCGGCGCCGGUUGCUGUCACGCAGUGGACGUCAUCACCAGAGAUUGUUGGCCGUCGAUGUUAACAUCUCUUGGCUUUACGUCUGAGGAAACCAACGUCCUCCGUGGCUUCUGUGAGGCUCCAAAUCCCGGUGGUUCUUCUCCUGCUCCUUCCCCUUUAAAAUUUUGAUGUAUGCAAACAUCUAAUAAUGGUUAUUUUUAGUAUCAUGUAAGGGACUAAUGGAGUCUCCUUUUAUAAUUAAUGGACAAAUGGAAUCUCUUUUUCGAUUUUUGUGUUUUAACUAAAACCAUGUCUAUACCAUAGAAUUGGAAAAUUCAGAUAUAGGUUAUCAGAACAAAAACAGAACAUAUCAAAAUCCCAAGUAACUUGUAGAACAAGAAAUUGAUUCAUGUUUAUGCAUCCUAGGUAAUUUCAUAGAUUUGAAACAAUUAUCCGAAGAAGAAAAGAACAGGUAGAAGACCAUAUAAAGAAAAACAUGUAACUUAUUAAACAAUAAGAUGGAUUCAUGCUUCUGUAGCUCUCCUCAAGAAAACCUCAGAACAAUUUCAUUUUACACCAUUAGGUGAAAAAUCAAAGAAGCAACACAAAAUUCACAAUUCUAGACAUGACCAAGACUCCAUGGUCGUCAUGUUCUCUUACUUCUCUAAACUUAGCUUGUGACUCAGGCUGGAAGGAGUUAGCCACGUCGAUCAUGAACCAGUUCCUGACAUCAGAUUAAGCUAAGCGGUCCAUCAUAGUGUUGGUAUCACUCAUAAUCUCAAAGAGUUUCCUGCUUAAGAAGAAACUUUAAACGCUAGGGAAACAACAGUUAGUUUCGAAGGAUUCGAAAAGGAACUUCAUCAGUACUAGCAAGCAUUGAUCCGUUUGUGUGCAUGUGAAUACUAGUAAAGAUAAUCUUCAAAAAAAAAAAAA
Messenger RNA from Brassica rapa (field mustard), 2272 nucleotides. RefSeq names its product egg cell-secreted protein 1.2-like. Gene Ontology annotation, biological process: double fertilization forming a zygote and endosperm. The record is from RefSeq and is a predicted model, not a curated record. Lineage: Eukaryota; Viridiplantae; Streptophyta; Magnoliopsida; Brassicales; Brassicaceae.